AUGGACGCCUCGGGAUCCCUGGCGGCGAACGUCUCGGCCAUCAAUUCCGGCUGCCCAAUCGAGGCGCACCACGCGACCGCCUUCCGCGAUUCCACCCCAAUGAGCGUCGAGUCGGCGCUGGCCACGCCAACGAGCGGCGAGCUGGCGCGGGCCCCGCCAAUGGGCGCAGAGUCGGCGGGCGCCGGGCAGGCGAUGGCCGGGUCGCCGCGCUCGAAUCCGGCGCUGCGGCCGCUGUCCACGGCGCCCUCGCUCGCGCCGCGGGGGCUGAAGCGGCCGGCGGAGGCCGCGCAGGCGCUGCAGGCGCAGUCCAAAGUCCCCCUGCUCGCGAAGGCGGCGCCGGCUCAGGCAGCGCCCGGAGCGCCCUUGCCGCAGGCCAAGGCGUCCUCGUUCGCGCAAGGCAUGCUCAAGCGGCCAGCGCAGACGGCCCCCCAGCGCCGCGUCCUCGCCCCGAAGAAGGCCGGCGCGCCCGCCGCGAGCGCCGGCGCCGCCGCGGCCGUGCCGGCAGGGGCAGGCCUCGACGUGGAGCUCUUCGAGGCGGUCGCCGCGCUUCGCGGCAGCCGCUCCGCCCAGCCGGGC
Molecule: messenger RNA, 576 nt
Organism: Prorocentrum cordatum
Lineage: Eukaryota; Dinophyceae; Prorocentrales; Prorocentraceae
Source: the annotation of a GenBank genome assembly